CUCCCCCGACAGGAGAAGUGCGCUCAGUACUGGCCCACAGCGGAGGAGAGGGAGAUGGCCUUCAGAGACACACGCUUCCUGGUCACGCUGCUGUCGGAGGACAUCAAGUCCUACUACACCACCCGAGUGUUGGAGCUGCAGAAUAUCAGUACGGGGGAGAAGAGAGAGAUCUACCACUUUCACUACACCACGUGGCCAGAUUUUGGUGUUCCCGACUCCCCGGCGUCUUUCUUAAACUUCCUCUUCAAGGUGAGGGAGUCGGGAGCGUUGGGGCGGGACCACGGACCGGCUGUGGUGCACUGCAGCGCUGGAAUCGGACGCUCCGGGACAUUUUCAUUGGUUGACACGUGUGUGGUCCUCAUGGACAAGAGGAAAGACCCCUCGUCAGUGGACAUCAAAAGCACCUUGUUGGACAUGAGGAAGCACCGCAUGGGCCUGAUCCAGACCCCGGACCAGCUGCGCUUCUCCUUCAUGGCGGUGCUCGAAGGGUCCAAGUGCAUCAAGGGAGAUUCCUCUGUACAGAACCGCUGGCGGGAGUUGUCCAGGGAAGAUCAGGAGCCGAUAUUAGAGUCUCCGCCCUCGACUCAGCUGCAGGCCCGGUGUCCGACGGAGCGAUGCAACGGCAGCCAGCGGGGGGGUCAGCAGGAGGAGGGAGGGGACUACAGACAGGACGACAGAGCACCAGCACCAUCUCCAUGCAAGGAGCAGGAGCAGGAUGGCGGCACCACACACAAGCGACACAGAGAAGACAGCAUCUCCAAAUCAGGCACAGCCAAGACAACCCAAAGCAAGCCCAGGACAAACGACUCAGAGAAGAAGAGGAAAAGGUGAUUAUUAUAUUUGGCUGAGACCAUAUAGUAUUAUUCAUACACCAAGCGUCAAGUUG
Messenger RNA from Notothenia coriiceps (black rockcod), 886 nucleotides. RefSeq names its product protein tyrosine phosphatase non-receptor type 2b (gene ptpn2b). Gene Ontology annotation, molecular function: non-membrane spanning protein tyrosine phosphatase activity; protein kinase binding. NCBI's taxonomy places the organism in Eukaryota, Metazoa, Chordata, Actinopteri, Perciformes, Nototheniidae. Gene Ontology annotation, biological process: peptidyl-tyrosine dephosphorylation; negative regulation of receptor signaling pathway via JAK-STAT; negative regulation of ERK1 and ERK2 cascade. The annotation marks the transcript as partial. Gene Ontology annotation, cellular component: nucleus; cytoplasm. The transcript is spliced from 5 exons. The record is from RefSeq and is a predicted model, not a curated record.